Molecule: messenger RNA, 2765 nt
Organism: Cannabis sativa
Lineage: Eukaryota; Viridiplantae; Streptophyta; Magnoliopsida; Rosales; Cannabaceae
Product: molybdenum cofactor sulfurase
Exons: 22
Coding region: 105-2540 (811 amino acids)
Biological process (GO): Mo-molybdopterin cofactor biosynthetic process
Molecular function (GO): molybdenum cofactor sulfurtransferase activity; pyridoxal phosphate binding; molybdenum ion binding
Source: RefSeq, a predicted model, not a curated record
UGGUUUGGAUAUGUAAUUUAUUUCACGUAACCAAACUCACUCUGCUAAGUUCCCAUUUCUCCUCUUAUCUCUUCUCACUCUGAAUUUGUUGUACAACUACACCUAUGGAUUCCCACAAGGAUUCCUUUCUCAAAGACUUCAAGGACCUCUAUGGUUACCCCAACUCUCCCAAUACCAUUGACGAAAUCCGAGCUACCCACUUCAAACGAUUAGAUGGUCUUGUAUAUUUGGAUCAUGCUGGAGCUACUUUGUACUCUGAGUUGCAAAUGGAAGCAAUCUUUAAAGAUCUCUCUUCCAAUGUUUAUGGAAAUCCCCAUAGCCAAAGUGAUUCUAGCUCUGCCACUUCUGAUAUAGUUAGGGAAGCCCGUCAACAGGUACUGGACUUUUGCAAAGCUUCUCCUAAAGAGUACAGCUGCAUAUUCACAUCUGGGGCGACUGCGGCUUUGAAGUUGGUAGGAGAGGCUUUUCCAUGGAGUCAUGAAAGUUGUUAUAUGUACACAAUUGAGAAUCACAAUAGUGUCCUUGGGAUUAGAGAAUAUGCUUUAAAACAAGGAGCUGCAGCUUUUGCAAUAGACAUUGAAGAGGAUGCACAUGAUAGCACAUCUAUGAGAAUAUUACAGCACCAGGUACAACGGAGAAAUGAGGCUAAAUUUCUUCAGGAGGAACGAACAGGUAAUGCGUAUAACUUAUUUGCCUUUCCAUCAGAAUGCAAUUUCUCAGGCUCGAGGUUCAACCUUAAUUUGGUGAAGAGGAUGAAAGAAGAUUCUGCUAGAAUUUUGGAAGGCUCGCCGUUCUGCAAUGGGCAUUGGAUGGUUUUGAUUGAUGCUGCAAAAGGAGGUGCUACGGAACCACCAGAUUUAUCCCAGUAUUCAGCAGAUUUUGUUGUUUUAUCUAUGUAUAAGCUAUUUGGGUAUCCAACUGGAAUUGGAGCUCUCAUUGUUCGAAAUGAUGCUGCAAAAUUAUUGAAGAAGACCUACUUUAGUGGAGGCACAGUUGCUGCGUCUAUUGCUGAUAUUGACUUUGUUAUAAGAAGAAAAGGCAUUGAGGAGCUGUUUGAGGAUGGGACCGUUUCUUUUCUAAGCAUUGCAUCUCUUAGCCAUGGGUUUAAAAUUCUCAAUUCCCUUACCAUUUCUGCCAUAAACCAGCAUACAACCUCACUCGCUAGGUAUGUGCGAAAGGUACUACUGUCCUUACAACAUGAAAAUGGAAUCAGCGUUUGCAAACUUUAUGGAACUUCAGCAUCAAAGGUUUUACAUCAUGAACUUGGCCCAAUAAUCUCAUUCAAUUUGAAAAGGCCAGAUGGUUCUUGGUAUGGAUACCGUGAAGUUGAAAAACUAGCAUCUUUGUCAGGAAUCCAAUUACGGACAGGUUGUUUUUGCAACCCUGGUGCAUGUGCAAAAUAUCUUGGAUUAUCUCACACGGAUCUUCUCUCAAAUAUUGAGGCUGGCCAUGUUUGCUGGGAUGAUUAUGACAUAGUUCAUGGGAAGCCAACUGGAGCAGUGAGAGUGUCCUUUGGCUAUAUGUCAACAUACGAAGAUGCCAAGAAAUUUGUUGAUUUCAUUAAAGAUUCCUUUGUAGCAUUACCAAAGCAAACUGCAAGAUUGUACAAGAAAGAUGAUGAAGCCAGACUCCCAAUUGCUAAAAUUGGCCUCAGAUCUAUUAUUAUCUACCCAAUCAAAUCAUGUGCAGGAUUUAGCGCAGAAAGUUGGCCUCUAAGCAAUAAUGGUCUACGGUACGACCGUGAAUGGCUUCUUACAAGCCUUACUGGUGAAGUUCUUACACAAAAGAAGGUCCCUGAAAUGUGCUUUGUAAGUACUUUUGUCGACCUCAAUCUUGGAAUAUUGUAUGUAGAGUCCCCACGCUGUAAAGUGAGGCUGGCUAUCAAACUUAUUUCAGAUUCAGAUAAUGGUGUGAGAAAUGAAAUUAAUGUCCACGGGCAGAGAUGUGAAGUUCAAGGUUACGACAAUGAAGUCAAUAGUUGGUUCAGCACUGCCCUUGACCGACCAUGCACUUUAUCCCGCUGUUCUAGUUCCAAUUACAAUUUUUGUAUGAAUAAGAACAAAAACAUUGGCAUGUGCAUAGCUGAGCAAAGUAUAUCAAAUUUUGCAAAUGAAGCUCAGUUCUUAUUAAUAUCAGAAGAAAGCAUAUUUGAUCUCAACAACAGAAUAAGUACAAGAGAUGUGCAAAAGGGUACUGAAGGAGCUUCAUUCAAAGUCAAUCCAAUGAGAUUUCGGCCUAACCUAGUCAUAUCCGGAGGGGAACCAUAUGCUGAAGAUGGGUGGAAAAAUCUCAGAAUCCGGAACAAAUAUUUCAGUUCUUUAGGUGGAUGCAAUCGUUGUCAAAUGAUCAACAUUGUUCAUAGAGAUGGACAAGUACAAAAAUCAAAUGAACCUUUGGCUACUUUAGCAUCAUAUAGGAGGGACAAGGGAAAGAUCUUGUUUGGGAUACUUUUGAGAUAUGAGAAUAGUGAUGGAGAUCAAGUACAAGACAAUGAUAUAUGGGUUCAAGUUGGUGAUGAAGUACAUCCAAAUUGCAUUUAGGAUUUGACUUUUGAGAAUAGUCAAUAAGUAAAUGAAGGCGGCUCAACUCAAGUACUAAAAAACAAAUUAUAGGUCUAUUUUUAGCUCUAAUAAAAUCAUAACAAAAAAUGUUCUUUAUUGUUGUAUAUCUCUACAGAAACAAAACGAGAAAUAAAGUAUAUAUUUAUAUAUUUAUAUAUAGACAAAUUUAAGUGUUAUAAUCAUCAUAAGAUAAAGGUUUUUAAA